This is a messenger RNA of Drosophila persimilis, 1890 nucleotides long. Its product is annotated as glucose dehydrogenase [FAD, quinone]. NCBI's taxonomy places the organism in Eukaryota, Metazoa, Arthropoda, Insecta, Diptera, Drosophilidae. The record is from RefSeq and is a predicted model, not a curated record. The transcript has a single exon. Gene Ontology annotation, molecular function: flavin adenine dinucleotide binding; oxidoreductase activity, acting on CH-OH group of donors. The coding region runs from base 1 to 1890 and encodes 629 amino acids.
AUGGCCAGCAAAACGAAUCUGCAUCUUAGUCUGGGACUGGGACUGGGACUGGGACUGGGUCUGGUCUUUGCCUGCUCGUUGCUGUCUCUGGUGUCUGCCCAGGAGAACAAUGUGCUGUUCGAGACAAUCAACUUCCUGCGACGCGGGCAGGCCGACGUCGACCUGGAGAACUACGACAACGGACUGGUCCUGGACACCGAGUACGAUUUCAUUGUGGUGGGAGCCGGCACCGCCGGCUGCGCCCUGGCCGCCCGCCUCUCGGAGAACCCCAAGUGGAAGGUUCUGCUGCUGGAGGCCGGCGGGCCGGAGCGCCUUGUCAUGGACGUGCCCAUUGUGGCCCACUUUCUGCAGCUGGGCGAAAUGAACUGGAAGUACCGCACCCAGCCCUCGGACCAUGCCUGCCUCGCGAUGAACAACAACCGCUGCAACUGGCCGCGUGGCAAGGUGAUGGGCGGCAGCUCCGUCCUCAACUACAUGAUGUACACCCGGGGAAAUCGACGCGACUACGAUCGCUGGCAGGCGCUGGGCAAUCCCGGCUGGAGCUACAAGGACGUCCUGCCGUACUUCAAGAAGUACGAGGGCAGCAGCGUCCCCGAUGCCGAGGAGGACUAUGUCGGUCGCAACGGCCCCGUCAAGGUCAGCUACGUCAACUGGCGCUCCAAGAUCUCGGAGGCCUUUGUCGACGCCGCCCAGCAGGAUGGGCUCAAGUAUCGCGACUACAACGGACGCAUCCAGAACGGCGUCGCCUUCCUCCACACCACCACCCGCAACUCGACCCGCUGGAGCUCCAACCGGGCCUACCUCUAUCCCCUGAAGGGGAAGCGCACCAACCUCCACGUGAAGAAGAACGCCCUCGUGACCAAGGUGCUCAUCGAUCCCCAGACGAAGACGGCCUACGGCAUCAUGGUGCAGACGGAGGGACGCGUGCAGAAGGUGCUGGCCCGCCGGGAGGUGGUCGUGUCGGCGGGGGCCAUCAACACGCCGCAGCUGCUGAUGCUGUCGGGCGUGGGGCCGGCCAAGCACCUCCGGGAGGUGGGCAUCAAGCCGAUAGCCGACCUGGCGGUGGGCUACAACCUGCAGGACCAUACGGCCCCGGCGGUGACAUUCACCACGAAUGCAACGUCCCUGAAGUUCGAGGACUUUGCCGAUCCGACGCUAAUCAAUAGAUUCAAUCGGAUGGAGGGGCCCUACGGAUCGCCCGGAGGCUGUGAGGCCAUUGCCUUCUGGGACCUGGAUCAUGAGCGCGACGAGGAUGGCUGGCCGGACAUUGAGCUGUUCCUGGUGGGCGGCUCCAUGUCCUCUAAUCCGGCCAUCUCGCGCGCCUUCGGCCUGAAGAAGUCCAUAUACGAUGCGCUGUUUGCCGAGAUCGAGGACAAGUCGCUGAACGCCUUCAUGAUCUUCCCGAUGAUACUGCGGCCCAAGAGCCGCGGCCGCAUCAUGCUCAAGAGCAGCGACCCCUUCAAGUAUCCCCUCAUCCAUGCCAACUACUUUGCCCAUCCGUACGACGUGGACAUCUCGGUGCGGGGCCUCCUCAAGGCCGUCAGCCUGAUGGAGCAGCGCGGCAUGAAGGCCAUCGACGCCCAGCUGUGGGAGCGCAAGAUCCCCACCUGCAAGCAGCAUCCCUACAAGAGCUGGGCCUACUGGGCCUGCUAUGUCCGCCACUUCACCUUCACCAUCUACCACUACUCGGGCACCGCCAAGAUGGGUCCCAAAUCGGACCGGGCCGCCGUCGUCGAUGCCCGCCUCCGGGUCCAUGGCAUCCGCAAUCUGCGCGUCGCCGAUGCCAGCAUCAUGCCCGAGAUCAUGUCCGGCCACCCCAAUGGGCCUGUCUUUAUGAUUGCCGAAAAGGCGGCCGAUAUGAUCAAGCAGGAUCAUGGCUUCAUCCCGUGA